Messenger RNA from Oryzias latipes (Japanese medaka), 5881 nucleotides. RefSeq names its product contactin 2 (gene cntn2). Gene Ontology annotation, molecular function: cell-cell adhesion mediator activity. NCBI's taxonomy places the organism in Eukaryota, Metazoa, Chordata, Actinopteri, Beloniformes, Adrianichthyidae. The record is from RefSeq and is a predicted model, not a curated record. Gene Ontology annotation, biological process: brain development; axon guidance; cell-cell adhesion. Gene Ontology annotation, cellular component: plasma membrane; axon.
UGUGCACGAGGAUUUUUUUACAGGCUGCAUGUGCACGCGUUUUCACAUUUUGGGGGAGCGUUAGCAAAUGACGCACUCACGCGCAACAACGUUUGCGCACACGGCUCUGCUGUAUCUAAAACGACGGUAUUCCCGCUUUUGUUCCGGGAUCAAAGAAGGACCUGGGUUCGUGUUCUGCUCCAUCACUCACUCAGCCCUCUAGCCGAGGCACGUCUAAGCCCAAAGGUUUUCUCUCUUGCUGUGGUCCAGCUGGUUCAGAUGAUGGAGACGGUCCUUGGCCUGCUUCUUCUCAGCUCAGUGUCUCUGAAGGAAGUGAUCAGUGGAGAUGUGUGCGUGUCAGGUCAUGACAGUGGACCUGUGUUUGAAGAAGAGCCAAGCAGCCUAAUUUAUCCAGAGGGCUUGACUGAAGGGAAGGUGACCCUCAGCUGCCAGGCAAGGGCCAAUCCAGCAGCUUCAUACAGGUGGCUCCUGAAUGGCACUGAGGUCCCCCUGGGAUCAGAGCGCCACACCUUGGUGGCCGGCAACCUGGUGAUCAGCAGUCCAGAGCCUUCUCGGGACACGGGCUCGUACCAAUGUCUCGUCAUCAACCGCUGCGGCACUAUCAUCAGCAGAGCAGCUAAUCUCAAAUUUGGAUACCUCCAUGACUUCUCUCCUGACAGUAGGAGUCCACAGACUGCAUAUGAGGGUGUGGGUACCUUUCUGGCUUGUCAACCCCCUCCACAUUACCCAGCCCUGUCCUACCGCUGGUUGAUCAAUGAGUUCCCGAACUUCAUCAGGGCGGAUGAUGGCCGCUGGUUCGUGUCUCAGGUUUCGGGGAACCUGUUCCUGGCCAAAGCAGAGCCGAACGAUACUGCAAACUACUUCUGCUUCACAACCAUCAACCUGGACAUAAGCACCAAGAGCACCUUCAGCAAACCCAUCCCACUUUCCGUGCUGCCCAAUGCUAAUCCCAGGAAGUCAGCUCCGACCAUCAAGGUGCGCUUUCCUGCAGAGACGUAUGCGCUUACUGGACACACUGUGACCCUGGAGUGCUUUGCUUAUGGAAAUCCAGUCCCAAAGCUUCGAUGGAGGAAGGUGGACGGACUAAUGCCGUCCAAAACCGGCUCUUCUGCAGAGGGCCCCACCCUCAUCCUGCCUGACCUCUCUUUUGAUGAUGAAGGUGUUUACGAAUGUGAAGCCUACAACUCAGAAGGAAGGGACACACAUCAAGGACGGAUUUCAGUUCAAGCUCAGCCGGAUUGGGUUCAAGUGAUGAGUGACUCAGAAGUGGAGAUCAGCUCGGAGCUUCUCUGGAGCUGUCUGUCAUCUGGGAAACCCCGCCCCUCUGUACGCUGGCUCCGUAACGGGCAGCCUGUUAUCACACAGGACCGGGUUGAGGUGAACGGAGCUAAUCUUAAAAUCAGUUCACUGGCCCUGGAUGAUUCUGGGAUGUAUCAGUGUGUGGCUGAAAACAAACAUGGCACCAUCUACGCUUCUGCUGAGCUGAGAGUCCAAGUUCAAGCCCCAGACUUCAGGUUGAAUCCAGUCCGGAGGCUAAUCCCGGCAGCUAGGGGAGGGCAGGUGAUGAUCGAGUGCCGCCCUCGAGCUGCCCCAAAGCCCAUCCUGUUCUGGAGCCGUGGGACGGAGCUGCUCGCCAACAGUAGCAGAAUCACUGUGGCUCCGGACGGAACGCUAUGGAUCAGAAAUGUCAGCCGGGCUGAUGAGGGAAAAUACACCUGCUUUGCUGAAAACUACCUGGGCAAGGCCAACAGCACGGGACACCUGUCUGUCAGAGAUGCCACCAAGAUCACCCUCGCCCCCUCCAAUGCAGACAUCAAUCAGGGGGAAAAUGUCACGCUGCAGUGCCAUGCCUCCCAUGACCCCACCAUGGACCUGACCUUCACUUGGGCCCUCAAAGGGGUCCUGCUAGACCUAGAGGACCCCGCAGGGCGGUACUUCCGUAUCCAGGGGCAGGAGAACAUCGGCGACCUCUUGAUUGUUAAUGCUCAGCUAAGCCAGGCGGGGAUCUUCACAUGCACUGCUCAGACAGUUGUGGACAGUGCUUCUGCUUCAGCAAGACUGGUGGUUCGAGCCCCCCCGGGACCUCCUGGUGGAAUUCUGGUGAAGAUGGUGACGGACACAUCUGUGGAGCUCUGGUGGAGUCACGGCCAUGAUAACCACAGCCCCAUCGGCAAGUACAUCAUCAUGGGGCAGUCGUCUUUGUCCUCAGAGUGGAAGAAGAUGAGAACAGAACCCGCCAACAUCGAAGGGAAUGCAGAGUCGGCUCGUGUGAUUGGACUAAUGGCUUGGAUGGAUUACCGGUUCCAGGUGAUUGCCAGUAACAUCUUGGGCAAAGGAGAGCCCAGCCAGCCAUCCGCCAGGAUUCGCACGCAGCCUGCAGCUCCCACUGUGGCCCCCAGUGGACUUGGUGGAGGAGGGGGAGAUCAUCAUGAGCUGAUAGUGACGUGGACGCCCAUGGCCAGGGAGUACCAAAAUGGGGAUGGCUUUGGAUAUAUCCUGGCGUUCAGGAGGAAAGGCACAGCAGCGUGGUCCGAAGUUCGAAUCCCACAUGUGGAGUCCUCUCGACAUGUGUACUACAAUCAAAGCCUGGCACCGUACACUCCCUUUGAGGUGAAAAUCCAGGCUUAUAACCGGAAAGGAGUGGGUCCAUUCAGCCAGACGGUGGAGGUCCACUCUGCGGAAGAAGAACCAACAGUUGGACCAGCGAGCAUCAACGCCACGGCCUUGUCCGCUUUUGAGAUCCAGGUGUCUUGGGAGCCUGUCCAGCAGCUGAGCGCUAAUGGAAUCCUGAGAGGAUAUGAGAUCCGAUACUGGAGACAACAUGAGCGGGAAGCGGCAGCAGACAGAGUGAGAACUGCCGGCUUGGAACCAACUGCCAGAGUGUCAGGUCUUCGGCCCAGCACUCGAUACCACGUCGCAGUUUUUGCGUAUAACAGCGCAGGCACCGGGCCGUCUUCGCCACGCACCACCGUCACCACCCGCAAACCACCUCCCAACCGUCCUCCUGGAAACGUUUCAUGGAAAAUCCAAGGCUCCCAGGUGGCAGUAAGGUGGGAUCAUGUGACGGCCUUGCACAACGAGUCAGCGGUCCUGGGCUACAAAGUCCUGUACAAGCAUGAGGACCAGACGGUUCUAAAGCUUCUGGACAAGACGAAGACAUCAGUGAGCCUGCCUCAGCCAAAAGACAAUGGCUAUGUCGUGCUGGAGAUCCGGUCCUGGGGCGAAGGUGGAGACGGACCAGCUCAUGAGAUCAUUGUGUCCCGAGACUCAGGAACGGGGAUGAUGGUGCAGAAUAACUCGUCCUCCGUCCAGUCCUCCAGUCUGCUACUCCUCAUCCUCUUUCUCUCUCUUAUGGACCUGUGAUCUUCAUCAUUCAGAGGACUUUUUCUGUCAGUGAAGCAGAGACUGAGCCGUGCCUGUGGUGGGGGGAGGGGGGUCACUUUUUAGCUUUUUCUUACGGGAAAGAGAAUCUUUAAAAUGAUGCGGGGGUUAAGGGGAACAUCCACCAUGUGAUACCCCUCUAGAUGGCUGUGUAGGGUGGUUUGGACGUUUGAGGGGGGUGGGGAUGUUUACACCGACAGGAAAUGGACUGAUGAGUCGCCAUUAUUUUGCUUCACAUCCUCAGCUGGAAAACCAUCUCUUCGAUACUACUUGGAGAAGGAACAGACAUCCCAAUGACCUGCAGCUCCUGCACACACUCUGUUUGUUAAGAGAUGUCACAUGACUGUGACAUCACUGUCAGAAUUUGUGACAGUAGAUUGGCCACUUCACACUUGAAAUUACUGAAGGAAGUACAUAUAAUUAAACAACUUAAUGCAAGACAUUGUUUAAGGCAUGCUUGACAUCACACUAGCUAGAUGGGUGACACCCUACUGUCUGUCAUACAACAACCAAGGCUCCAUGUGUUGGAGUUGUACCAUCCGUACCAGCCAGUGUCAGGAAUGAAACUGAGGAUCUGCUGUUGAUGACUGGUAUGGGGUCUGUCUACUCUCAAUGACUGCAGAAACUCUGCCUUGUUCUCUGUUGGCUGCUUUACUGCUGAUAAGCUGAAGCAGGCAGAGAUGAGGAGCUGCAAUCAAAGACAUAAAAAAAAUAAUCUCGUCUUCAUCAACAAACGAUCAGUUUAAAGUUUACAAAACUCCUGUGACCUUGUUGGUCCGAUUAUCUGAUUGGCCAGUUCAUUUCACAAUAGUUUUCUAAAGGAUACUUUCAAGAAAGUAGCACGUAUGAGUGCCACAAAAGUAUGUGUUCUGAUUGACUUAGAUGAAGCCAGUUCUGCUGAUAGGGUUUAUACAACUCAGAUGUGGAGCGUUCUUAUGUUGUAAGACAUUUUAUUAUAAUGUGGAUAGAUUUGUUUUUUCUUGUCAAACAAUCCUCAACAGUAGACAUUCAGGCACUAAUGGAGUGAGAACAGUCGCAAUGUACUGCUGGUUUUCCUUCUUGGAGGACCUCAGCUCCUCUUUUUCAUCCCUAUGGGUCUAUUUGGAAGAAAUUUAAACUUUUGAUUCAAGCUUCUCCCCUUUAGACAUUUCUCUUAAUCCUAUACUUUCUUCUGUCUUAAUCAUAUUUUUGUUUUUUCAUUAUGUCCAGACUCCUACAGGUUUAUGGUUUCAUCUUUUGAUCCUGUUAGUCAGAAGUUUGUUGCUGUUGAAAUCUGUCAUAGCUCAUUGUUGACUAAAGCUAAGAUUUGUAUGAAAAUCGACCAGAUCUGUUUCUUCUAGCAGUCAUCCAGGCCCAGGAAAUUGCCACUAUGGCCAGGUUUAUUUCCAAAAUGCUCCUGCAUUUUUUUCUCAGAAACACUGAUGUGUAAAAAGUGUUGAAUGUGACUUUCUAAUGUACACAAGUUUCAACAGCAACACAGAUUUUCUUUGCAGUUUCAUCUGUUGCCAUGGUCAGUCAUUUGCUUUGUUGGCUGCUUGACAUGCAGUGACAGAAACAACUGUGUUAUAAGCAAAAAUAUGUGUACAAAGUUGGUAGUGGCUACACAGUCAUUUGUGUGAACUAAGAAUGUUAAGGGACCAAAGACACAACCCUGUGGGGCUCCGUUGCUAUUGUAUACACAUGUCUCUCCAGUCAUACUGCCUUAGAUCUACUGGUUAAAAAAUUAAAGAUCCACUGACUUGGAAGUGGAGUUAGUCCCACAUAUUUCAAUUUGCUAGUCUCUAUGUGGGAACUUAAAGCAUUGCAAAUGUUUGUUUUCACCCAAGGCUUCCAGUUUGGAAACAUUUUAACAUUUUUCUGCAAACUUGCCAAUUCGUGUCAAACUUGCCAAUAAAUUCCACCACUGCUUCUGUAAACACGUCAUCCCUCCGUCUGAACAUCUCCCAUUCUGGUGUGUCCUGCAAGGUUUAGCUCUCAACCUCCUCUGACCUGGGGUUUACAUUUCUAGAUUUUGUUUAUUUAGUAUUACGAUACUUUCAAAUGGUCUCAAUAGUAUGAAUAACAGUCUACACAAGUGACUGUCACUGUAGAGAAGAAAACCCAUUGUACUGCAGCAGAACAAGACUUAAAUACCAUCUGCAACAACGGCACUACGGAGAAAGAGGAAGGUAAGGAACAAUGACCCCCAGUGGUCCAGGUCUAUAGCAAAAAAAAAAAAAAGAAAAAUACCUAGCAGCAUGACUCAAAAAUGUGGACUGAAUUUGUUUUUUAAAGUCUGGUUUAGUUGUGUUAAAAUGUUUUAUCCAAUAGACUCUGGAUUGUCAUCUCCAUGCCUAACUAACAGAUGUGCAGCUGCUCUCAAGGUAGAAGAUUGUCUCCACUUUUCUGCCAGCGUUCAUCUUUCCCCAUACUGGUCUCCACUCCCUCAUCUGGGUGGGUUAGAUGAGAGAGGCAUCACUUGUAAAUAUGAUUUCAAAUAAACAUCUUGGUUUGUUCUCCA